This is a messenger RNA of Acomys russatus (golden spiny mouse), 997 nucleotides long. It is a transcript of the gene Colec10, whose product is annotated as collectin subfamily member 10. The coding region runs from base 81 to 914 and encodes 277 amino acids. The record is from RefSeq and is a predicted model, not a curated record. Lineage: Eukaryota; Metazoa; Chordata; Mammalia; Rodentia; Muridae. The transcript has 6 exons.
UCUCUGUAGCAGAGGGUUUUACUUAAAAAAUAAUGCUUAUUUCCCAUGUCUUGGAGACCCUCUUUUGAAGAGCCACAGUCAUGAAUAGCUUUAGAGUCUUGCUUCGAAGCAGCCAAUGUAUCCUGCUGCUGCUCUUUCUCCUGCAGUUUCAGAGUCUGGGUCUGGAUAUGGACAGUAGAUCAGCUGCAGAAGUCUGUGCCACACACACAAUUUCACCAGGACCUAAAGGAGAUGAUGGUGAAAAAGGAGACACGGGAGAAGAAGGCAAGGAUGGCAAGGUGGGACGCAGGGGACCGAAAGGAGUUAAAGGAGAACUUGGUGAUAUGGGAGCCCAGGGCAAUAUUGGCAAGUCUGGCCCCAUUGGCAAGAAGGGUGACAAAGGGGAAAAGGGUCUGCUUGGGAUUCCUGGAGAAAAAGGCAAGGCAGGUACCAUCUGUGACUGUGGGAGAUACCGGAAAGUGGUUGGACAACUGGAUAUUAGUGUUGCUCGUCUUAAGACAUCAAUGAAGUUCAUCAAGAAUGUCAUAGCAGGGAUCCGAGAAACUGAAGAGAAAUUUUACUACAUUGUGCGAGAGGAGAAGAACUACAGGGAAUCGCUGACCCACUGCAGGAUCCGGGGAGGGAUGUUAGCCAUGCCUAAGGAUGAAGUUGUUAACACCCUUAUUGCUGACUAUGUUGCCAAGAGUGGCUUCUUCAGAGUGUUCAUUGGGGUUAAUGACCUCGAGAGGGAGGGGCAGUAUGUGUUCACAGACAACACCCCACUGCAGAACUACAGCAACUGGAAGGAAGGGGAGCCUAGUGACCCCUAUGGCCAUGAGGACUGUGUGGAGAUGCUGAGCUCCGGCAGGUGGAAUGACACAGAGUGUCAUCUUACCAUGUAUUUCGUCUGUGAGUUUGUCAAGAAGAAAAGAUAAUUUCCCUCUUUUCCUAGGGCUCCCAGCAGUGACCAUCAUUCAUCUUAGCCUUUCUAUUUACACUACACUUGCUAAAAUGGCGU